AACCACAUGGCAGAGUGCAUAGGAUGUCUACAAAGACUAUUAAGCAGCCUUCCGAAAGCCCACUAUAGCCUUUUCCAUUUCCUUGUCAGAUUUCUGGUCAAGGUGGCAUCAUACAGCGAUGUGAAUCAUAUGACGUUGGAGAACCUAGCCAUUAUUUUUGGUCCUGCUCUUUUCCGAAUUCCCUGCAGCCCUUCGGCUUGUGAAAAACAAACAAUUUUCAAUGCCAUCCUUCUGCAUUUUCUUCAGCGCCAUGAGGAAAUAUUUGCGGAUGGCCCCUGCAAUGAAUGCUCACUGAUAGAAGACAAUGAUGGCCUCCAGAAUCUUUGCCCUGCGUUGCUGCAUCAGGGACUCACAGAGGAGGCAGAGGAAAGAAAACAUUCAUAAAGGAUUUGGCACUGGAAAGGAACCCAAGAUUGCAUGGAUUGUUCCUUCCACUUGGUGUCAGUGUUUUGUUUGUUAUCUCAAUGUUCAAUGUUCUGGAAAAUGGAUUGAAUAGGCUCCACAUUUCCAGAUUAUUAUUGUUUUGACUGCUUACCCCAUAUUGGGGUAAACUCAGAUUUUGUGUGCCAAACAUUGUUUUUGUUAACCUGAAUAAUUCUUCAUUCCAACCACCAUAGUGUCGCAGUGCAGAUUGUCAGAGGAUUCAAAUAUAAAGGUAUUUAGAUAAUGAGAUGCUUAGAUAUAGAAGUGUAAUUUAGAUGAGUCAUGAUGUCCCAGUGUUGAUGGCUAAUUUAGAAAUUGGUAAACAAUUAAUCAAGACACAAUGACCACUGAGACAGUGAGGCAUGAUGAAAAUAAUUUAAUUCACAUGGAAAUUUGGGAAUAUUAAUGAAGAAGUGAGCAGUCCUACUAAUUUUCUAACUGACUCAGUGAAAUAAAAGGUUCAGGCCAGACAACUAAUUUAUUCAGAUAGUUAAUUAAUAAGGCAUAUUCAGUGUACCCCAUUAAGCCUCCAGGAAAUCACUAGUGGUCUAUAGGUGUUCCUUUCCACAAACCAACACUUGGAAACAAUCACAGCAGAUUGUUUAAAGUAAUGAAAGGUGGCAUUUUCAAAAUAUAUUUCUUAAUUGAGUUAAUUCAAGUUUGUACC
This is a messenger RNA of Anolis sagrei ordinatus, 1090 nucleotides long. The record is from RefSeq and is a predicted model, not a curated record. NCBI's taxonomy places the organism in Eukaryota, Metazoa, Chordata, Lepidosauria, Squamata, Anolidae.